Molecule: messenger RNA, 2034 nt
Organism: Malassezia pachydermatis
Lineage: Eukaryota; Fungi; Basidiomycota; Malasseziomycetes; Malasseziales; Malasseziaceae
Product: mov34-domain-containing protein
Exons: 3
Coding region: 1-2034 (677 amino acids)
Biological process (GO): protein K63-linked deubiquitination
Cellular component (GO): membrane; endosome
Molecular function (GO): K63-linked deubiquitinase activity; metal-dependent deubiquitinase activity; protein binding
Source: RefSeq, a predicted model, not a curated record
AUGAAAUUCAGGCGGCCGCAUUUUGGGGUAGGCGAUAAAGCCAAGGCGCAUUCCCUCACAGGUCCCACCAACCUCGUGAGCAUCGUUGGCCAUGUCCCUGCACCGGCCGAGGCGCCUGCUUUGCCUGUCCAGCCGACGCCCUCGUUGACGGAGUUGGAUGGGCAGGUCGAUGCUAUGCUCGCAGAGAUGCGCUUCUCUAGUGCGGUCCCUAUCAAUGCGUGGAUCCGCCGCGCAGAUACACUCAAGCGCCAAGCUGAUCAGCACCAUAUCGCAGGUGAUUUGGCUCGCCAAUACGUUUGGAUCCUAGGAGAAUGGCUCCCGUUUGCGCACAAGGGGUGGCGCACAUUGGACGACGAGAAUGCCCAAACCAUUCAAAGCAUGGUCACACUCACGCGUGAGGCGCUCACGGACGACGCCUCCCCGCCGAUCUCCGCCACGGGCCGUUCCUCGCGGCAGGAAGCACCACGUCGCUCCUCGCUCCGCAGUAGCCGCCCUACGUCGCUCACACAGACACCUGGGCGCCCGCCUGCUAAGCACGUCUCCUUUGUCUCGGACGACGAUGCGUCGUCCAUUUCUCCUCGUUCGAGCAUAUCGAUUACGCCGCAGCCCCUGCGUGCUGUGCACGUCCCACGCCGCGAGCCAUCGAUUGCCUCGUCCCAUUCUUCCUCGUCCUCGUCCUCGUCCUCUCUGCGUGUGGAUCCUGUGCCUACAUACGCCUCGCCACCAGCGCCGGCACCAGCGGCUCGGACACACCCAGCGCCCGUCGCUGUACACAUGCAGGCGUUAUCGCUCACAGCCGAGCCGAAUUUGCACGUCAUGGCGUCCCGCCGUGCCGCUGAGCCGCCCCCACCCGUGGACCCUUCGCUGCGAGGCGCUCGGCCCGCCACGCCCAAGCCACGCACGCGCCCAUCUCCGCCGUCCGACGUCUCGGCGUCGCAAGAAGAGCAUCCACCGCCCCGGGUACACAGCCGCGCCUCAACACGCCCUUCGCAACUGCGAUCCACACCAUCGCGUCGCUUCUUGACAGCUGAGCCGCUGGUGACGAUGGUCGUAGCCAAGCCACCCAGCUCUGAAACGCCUACAUCGGCCCCGCCACGUGUAAGCGUCGACGAUGCCAUGGCUACACACAUGUCGGAGCAUCAGCAGCAGCAAGGCUAUGUGCCUACGGACCAUGCGGAAUCGCGCUCCUUGGAGGCUGUAGGUCGUAUCCUUCUCAAGGCGCCCGGCACGAUGAACAAGCUGGCCCUGCGUGCAGCGGCCGCGACCAUGCUACGCAAGGCGCCGGCCUCGCAUGCAUGGCCUGCCCGCCCUUCUUCUUCCAGCGACGCAGGAUGGGGAGCCGCCCCCCCUUCGCCGCCACAUGCUGUGCCGACGACGACGUGGACGCGGCGCGUAUCCUCGUCCUCCGACUUGCAUGUCUUGGCCACAGGCCGACGGCCGUCCUCGCCGCCGAAGACGGAAGCUCAGCAGCCUCUGCGUCCCAUUGUCCUCCCUGCCAUCGUCGCGACCAAGUUCCUGGCCCUUGCGGAGGCUCAUACCCGUGCCGAUAUCGAGACAAUUGGCAUUCUUCUCGGCCGUGGCGAAGGUACAUUGCAUGUCACGCACCUUCUUCUCCCGCCGCAGCAUGGGACCAGUGUGAGCUGCGUAGCCCAUGGCGAAGAGACCAUCUUGGCAUACCAACUGGACAACGAUCUCAUGACCCUAGGCUGGAUUCACACACACCCUACACAGACGUGCUUCUUAUCGUCGUUGGACCUACACACGCAUGCGAGUUUCCAAGCGCUUUUGCCCGAAGCCAUUGCGGUGGUGUGUGCGCCAUCGAAGCAGCCGUCGUUGGGAGUCUUCCGACUCACCAACCCACCUGGCCUGCAGUUUGUUUUGCACUGCAACGACCCGGCUCCCUUCCAUCCGCAUGUGGUGCCUGGCGAUCCUCAGCAUACCUUGCCACUGUACACGGAUGUGGCCGCAUCGCAUGUACAGUGGUCCGAGGAGGCGCCACUACGUAUUCUUGACUGGCGUCAUAAAGCGGCGUAG